Messenger RNA from Candoia aspera, 4479 nucleotides. It is a transcript of the gene DHTKD1, whose product is annotated as dehydrogenase E1 and transketolase domain containing 1. NCBI's taxonomy places the organism in Eukaryota, Metazoa, Chordata, Lepidosauria, Squamata, Candoiidae. The record is from RefSeq and is a predicted model, not a curated record. Gene Ontology annotation, biological process: tricarboxylic acid cycle. The transcript is spliced from 17 exons. Bases 22 to 2811 code for a protein of 929 amino acids. Gene Ontology annotation, molecular function: oxoglutarate dehydrogenase (succinyl-transferring) activity; thiamine pyrophosphate binding.
CAGCCGAGCGGGAUUGCCGCGAUGGCAGCGCGCUCGCUGGCUUGGCUGCGCGGCGGGGCUCGCUUCGGGUGGCAGAGGCCGCUGCUCGCCCGGUCCCCGCGGCGCGGGUACCACACCGAGCGCGGCGUCUACGGGUAUAAGCCGAGCCGCAAGGCGGAGGAGAGGGGCGACGGCGCGGAGCGAGCGGCGCCCUCGCGGCGAGCAGCUGACCAUGGACUAGUUCGCUUAGUGACUGCAUAUCAUGAACAUGGGCACAAAGCUGCCAAAAUCAAUCCACUGUUUACUGGCCAGGCUGUGAUGGAUGCGGUGCCUGAAAUUCAGGUCCUGACGGAAACCUUACAAGGGCCUUUCAAUACAGCAGGGCUUUUGAACAUGGGAAAGGAUGAAGCCUCUCUUGAAGAUGUCCUAUCUUACCUGGAACAUAUCUUCUGUGGACAUAUUUCUAUAGAGACUAGCCAGCUGUCAAGCAUGGAAGAAAAGGAAUGGAUUGCUAAACGGUUUGAGGAACUGAAACAAGAAGCUUUUACUACUGAAGAGAAAAAGUAUUUGUCCAAGCUCAUGCUAGAAUCUCAGGAAUUUGAUCAUUUCUUAGCCACCAAGUUUGCCACAGUGAAACGCUAUGGCGGCGAAGGGGCAGAGAGCAUGAUGGGGUUCUUUCACGAACUGUUAAAGAUGUGCUCAUAUAGCGGGGUGACAGACAUCAUCCUUGGCAUGCCUCAUCGAGGCAGACUUAAUCUUCUCACAGGUCUUCUUCACUUUCCGCCUGAGCUGAUGUUCCGUAAAAUGCAAGGCUUGAGUGAAUUCCCGGAGAACUCGCUUGCAAUUGGAGAUGUCCUCUCCCACCUCACGGCAUCUGUGGAUCUGGACUUUGGGUCUCACCGCCCGAUCCAUGUCAUCUUGUUGCCGAAUCCUUCCCAUCUAGAAGCUAUCAACCCUGUGGCCGUUGGCAAAACGCGAGGGAGACAACAAUCUUUGCUGGAUGGAGAUUACUCCCUAGCCAGUUCUGCACAGCCAGGAGAUAAAGUCGUCUGCCUGCAGGUCCAUGGAGAUGCUUCUUUUUCUGGCCAAGGCAUCGUUCCAGAAACAUUUACCCUUUCCAAUCUGCCCCAUUUUAGAAUAGGUGGAAGCAUUCAUCUCAUUGUUAAUAACCAACUGGGCUACACCACCCCAGCAGAGCGAGGAAGAUCAUCCUUGUACUGUAGCGAUAUUGGUAAGAUAGUUGGCUCUGCUGUUAUCCAUGUGAAUGGGGAUGACCCUGAAGAAGUUAUCAGAGCCGCCCGACUGGCUGUGGAGUACCAGCGACAUUUCCGGAAGGAUGUGAUUGUGGAUUUACUGUGCUAUCGGCAGUGGGGUCACAAUGAACUCGAUGAGCCUUCUUUUACAAACCCCACCAUGUAUAAAAUAAUCAGAUCUCGGAAGAGCAUCCCAGACACUUACGCAGAAAGCCUUGUAGCCAAGGGCCUUACAACUGAGGAGGAGAUCUCUGAGAUAAAAACUUCCUAUUACUCUAAGCUCAAUGAACAUCUCACCAGCAUGGCUUUGUAUGCACCUCCUUGCCCCAAUCUUCAGGCUCACUGGACUGGCAUGGUGGAGCCCACGCCAAGGAUCACAAGAUGGGAUACAGGCGUUCCAGUACCACUCCUUCAGUUUGUCGGGGUCAAGUCAGUGGAGGUGCCUGAAGAAUUACAUCUGCACAGCCACAUCCUGAAGACACACACUCAGUCAAGAGUGCUGAAGAUGGAAGAAGGAGUAAAGUUAGACUGGGCCACUGCUGAAGCAUUAGCUUUUGGCUCUCUACUGUGUCAAGGUUUUAACGUUCGUCUGAGUGGGCAAGAUGUUGGCCGAGGAACAUUCAGCCAGCGGCAUGCUAUGCUGGUUUGUCAAGAGACAGGUGAAACAUACAUCCCUUUGAAUCACAUGUCUCCAGAUCAGAAGGGCUUCCUUGAGGUGAGCAACAGUCCUCUUUCAGAAGAAGCAGUGCUUGGCUUUGAGUAUGGAAUGAGUAUUGACAGCCCAAAUUUGUUGCCCAUUUGGGAGGCCCAAUUUGGGGAUUUCUUCAAUGGAGCUCAAAUAAUAUUUGAUACAUUUAUCUCUGGAGGGGAAGCCAAGUGGCUACUGCAGAGUGGGCUGGUGGUUCUUCUUCCACACGGCUAUGAUGGUGCAGGACCAGAACACUCUUCAUGCCGAAUUGAACGAUUCUUGCAGAUGUGCGAUAGCUCAGAAGAGGGGAUCGAUGGCGACCACAUAAAUAUGUCUGUUGUCCAUCCAACCACCCCAGCUCAGUAUUUCCACUUACUUCGAAGGCAGAUGGUUCGAAACUUCCGGAAACCACUUAUUGUGGUUUCCCCCAAAACCCUCCUUCGGUUACCUACUGCUGUGUCAAGCUUACUAGAAAUGGCUCCAGGAACAACUUUCAGACCCGUCAUUGGUGAUUCAACAGUGGAUCCUAAAUGUGUCAGCAAGGUGGUUCUCUGUUCUGGGAAACAUUAUUAUACUUUGGCCAAACACCGGGAGCUGCUUGAAGAAAAGAAGCAAAAUAUUGCAAUUGUAAGAUUAGAAGAACUGUGUCCUUUCCCAGUCGAACCUCUGCAGCAGGAGAUGAAUAAGUUCACUAAUGCCAAAGCUUUCAUCUGGAGUCAGGAAGAACCUCAGAACAUGGGCCCAUGGACAUUUCUGUCACCAAGGUUUCAAAAGCAACUGGCUUGUAAGGUCUGUCUUGUAAGUCGACCAGCUUUACCAGCUCCUGCCGUAGGCAUUGGAGUUCUGCAUCAGCAGCAGCAGCAAGAUCUUCUUACUGAAACAUUUGCUUGAGACUUACCUACCAUGGGACUUUUGGUGUUACAACAAGGCCCAGAAAGCGAGAAUCUGAAACUCAGUUUGCUUGUGAGGUAUGCUGCUGAAAUUAAUGGGGCCUGAGCCAAAAUGGAGUUUCUUAUUCCUUUUACUGCAGAUGUAAACAUCUGCAUAAAAUUGCAGUCCCAUAGCAAAUUGAUGGGACUUAAAUGUAUCUACAUUUAUCUGGUUCGCACCAAUAGGUGAGUGUGAGGUACAGACCAACAUUUUAAACCAAUAUAAUGAUUGUUACAGAAGUUCUUAAUUCAUAUUACAACAAAGCUAGAGUGAUCCCCUGCUUGCCUGCAUGUAGCAUUACAAGUAAAAUUUUGUAUUUUCCGUUAGCAAUCACCAUAAAUUAAAAUUUUGGAUUUUGUAUUUUCCGUUAGCAGUCACCAUAAAAAAACGUCCCAGGAUGAACUUCCUAAAUUAAAGAAGCUUUUCUGGGACUGCAUAAUAAAAUAUUUAUUACAAUUGAUUUCCCUUUCACAACAAAGUUAGGUAUUUGUAAACCAUAGUAAAUCAGGGAAUGUUUAAAUAAUGACAGAUUAUUAUACAUAUAGUUUGUAUUUUUAAAACAAACCCUGUUGUAUGUGUGUACUUUUAACCAUCUUCCAAGAGUUACAUAGGCCUACUUUAUACAAAUAACAAUUAAAUCUGGACUGUGUCAUUUCAGAUUCCGGGCGGUGGAAUAACUUUGCCAAGCAAUUCCCUGCCAGAAAAAUAAAUUCCUGUGUACAAAUUAUGUCUUCUUUUUAUCUAGGUUCUGUGUGGUAGCCUGGAAUUUGUUUUAUUACAUACUAAAUAUGAAGCUGUGCAUCCUUCAUCAAUGGUCCAAAGUUCUCCAUCAUCUCUGCUAGUUCAUCCUAGGAACUAAGCCUUAGAUUUGAAAUUGAUUAUGAUUUUGUGCCACCUAGUCAAUGGUGACUUUUAGCAACCACAUACACAGAUUUUCUCCAGGAAGAUUUGAAGUAGAUGGAAAAUAAAUUGAAAACUGCAAUUCUUUAAUAAAUUAUAGUAGGUUCUGUUCUCACACCUAUAAAACAGGGGAGGCAGAGGAUGGUCACGACAAAGAAUUAGACAGAUAUUCUCUAUUAUGGAAAAAUAGAAUAGUGUAAAAUAUCAUUUCUCCAUUUUUAUUUGGUUUGCUUUGAAUGUUUUAAUUGCAUUUUCUGAAUCUACAACCAAAUUUUUUAGGAAUUGUGACUGGUUUUUUUCCAAAUCUUUUCAUGUUCCCAAAGUAACAUUUAUAGCACUAUCCAAAUGCAUUUUAUGUUUCUUGCUUUCCUCGGAAGAUCUGAUCAUGGAAAUCCUUGUAUUUUUGCUGCUUCGGGCUAAAAGGAAUUUCUCAAGGAUGAUUUAAGUUCAGAUAAUAGAGGACAGGCACCAGGGCAGAGUAAAAUUUCUGCACAGUCUAAACUGCUACCUUGAUAGAGUUCUCGAGUUGAAAAUUGCUACUAAGUCCAACUCCUGCUCAAUAAAAGGAUCCAAAUUAAAGCCUCCUUGGCAGAUGGCUCUCUGUCUUCUACUUGAAGAACUAUUUUAUGUGAAACUGCUUUUAUUGUUAGGAUGUUUUUGAGAGGGAAGGAAAGAAAUGACCUUGAGUAUCAAGGUAUAUCACUGUAAUAAAAGUGAAAUAUCAAGGUC